UAACAUGAUACAGGAAGUCUCGUGCCACUUUCCUCUAGUCUCUCUGGAGCACUUCAGCGAGAGUCCCCUAAAGGCUCGUAUCUGCUGCUGGAAACCCCUCGAAAGACUAGACGUAUCCACCGCAGGGAGGAUGUCGUCUGGAGCUCUGUUCCCCAGCCUGGUCUCUGGCUCCCGCAGCUCGUCCAGUAAAUAUCUGGUAGAGUUCAGGGCCGGUAAGAUGACCCUGAAGGGCAGCACAGUGACCCCGGACAAGCGCAAAGGCUCCGUCUACAUCCAGCAGACAGACGACUCGCUCAUCCACUUCUGCUGGAAGGACCGGACCUCUGGAACUGUGGAGGAUGAUCUGAUAAUAUUCCCGGAUGACUGUGAGUUCAAGCGGGUGAACCAGUGCACUACAGGACGCGUGUAUGUGCUGAAGUUCAAAGCCGGCUCUAAAAGGCUCUUCUUUUGGAUGCAGGAGCCGAAAACGGAUAAAGAUGAGGAGUACUGUCGCAAAGUCAACGAGUACCUGAACAACCCCCCCAUGCCAGGCACUCUGGGCAGCGGAGGAGGUGGUGGCCACGAACUCUCUGCUCUUGGUGGAGAAGGUGGUCUGCAAAGCCUCCUGGGUAAUAUGAGUCACAAUCAACUCAUGCAGCUGAUUGGACCAACAGGACUGGGAGGACUUGGCGCUCUGGCUGGUCCAGGUCUGGCCGGUCUGUUGGGCAGUGGAGGUCCUGCUACCAGCAGCUCAACCUCGAGCUCCCGCAGCCAAUCAGCAGCAGCCACUCCCUCCUCUGGAUCGGCCGCCCGCCUCAGCUCCACCCAGGUACCCACCACACCUGUGACCCCUGCUGCUACCUCCACCGGCUCGCCCACGGUGACCCCCACCACCCCUGCAGCCCAGACUCCCUCCAUACCUGCGGGACCCCCCUCCAGCACGCAGCCCAUCCAGCUGAGUGACCUCCAGAGCAUCCUGGCCACCAUGAACGUGCCUGCCAUGGCUGCAGAGGGGCCAGGAGUGGACUUGGCGAGCGUGUUGACCCCUGAUGUCAUGGCUCCUAUUCUGGCUAACCCUGAAGUGCAGCAGAGACUGCUGCCGUACCUGCCGUCAGGAGAAUCGCUCCCGCAGAGCGCUGAAGAGAUCCAGAACACACUGACCUCUCCACAGUUUCAGCAGGCGAUGAGUAUGUUCAGCAGCGCUCUGGCCUCUGGUCAGCUCGGCCCUCUCAUGAACCAGUUUGAUCUGCCCUCUGAAGCAGUGGACGCAGCUAAUAAAGGAGAUGUGGAGGCGUUCGCUAAGGCCAUGGAGGGCAGAGAUGGCAAGACAGAUGACGGCGAAUCCAAAGACAAGAAAGAUGAUGACGAGGACAUGAGCUUGGAUUAGAACAGCCUUCUGAACACAGCCAUCUCUCUGAAGUGUGUCUCGUGCUAAUCUGGGUUGUUUGCUUGUACUCAUUCAUUGAUUCACGUAUGUGAUUUGUAUGUCCAAAGCCACACUUUUAAACACUAGACUCUGUAAUUCCAGCAUGUGCAUCUGUGAAGUUGAUCAACUUGAAAUCAAAGUGACAUGAAACAUAAAAGAAAUCUUUAUUGCCAGUAAAAGUACAGCUGAGGAAAUCUGACAAAAUAUUGAGUUUUCAACUCCAGUGAUUUUAGAUAACACACAAUGAAUUCCUGUGGCACAUGGAAAAUCCACAUUAAAUUGCCCUCCAGUGUUUUUAUACAACUAAAUGCUCCCAUAAAACCCAUUUAAUGGUGUUUAGUCAUGAUCGUAUCAAUGAAAUGUACUAAUUAAACCUGGAACGAUAUGAA
Cyprinus carpio (common carp) is the source of this 1794-nucleotide messenger RNA. RefSeq names its product proteasomal ubiquitin receptor ADRM1. The transcript has 11 exons. Lineage: Eukaryota; Metazoa; Chordata; Actinopteri; Cypriniformes; Cyprinidae. The coding region runs from base 5 to 1366 and encodes 453 amino acids. Gene Ontology annotation, cellular component: nucleus; proteasome regulatory particle, lid subcomplex; cytoplasm. Gene Ontology annotation, biological process: ubiquitin-dependent protein catabolic process. The record is from RefSeq and is a predicted model, not a curated record. Gene Ontology annotation, molecular function: endopeptidase activator activity; ubiquitin binding; proteasome binding.